GAUAUUCAUAGUGCAGUCACUGAAGAGAAUCUGAAACGAUAUCGUUUCAAAAGAGUUCCCUUUGGGGUGAUUUCCUCGCCUUUUUUACUAUCUGCGACGCUCAAUCAUCACCUCGAAAUCAAUGGAAUCAAACUUGCACUAGAAAUUAGGAAGAAUCUCUAUGUGGAUAACAUCAUAUUAUCAGCCAUGAACACAGAAGAAGCCUUACGGAAAUAUGAAGAAACAAAAUCCAUUUUUGGCGAUGCUGCAAUGAAUAUUCGAGAAUUCCUGUUAACUGACGAAAACUUCAACACCAAAAUUGCCGAACAAGAUCGAGCAAACAUGGAGGAGCUUCCGCAAUUCGUAACAGACUAUUCAAGCCAAAUUCAAUCCAGUGUAGCAUAUCCUGCAGCAGUAUAUCUCCGAAGUCAUAGAAGUCAAGGAAUAGAAACACUUUUAGUCUUUGCUAAAUCUCGUAUCACGCCAAUUAAAGGAAUGACCAUACCUCGACUAGAAUUAUUAGCGAUACUCAUAGGGGUGCGAGCAGCACGUUUCGUCAUCAAGCAAUUGAAAUUAGAAACCACGGCGGUAACUUUAUGGUCCGAUUCCAAGUGUGCUAUUCACCGGAUUCAAAACUAUUCCAAACUUCUAUCACGAUUCGUACAAAAACCGCGUCGAGGAAAUAUAGGAAGCAAAAUUUUUAUUCCGAUACAUUCCAAGUGA
Acanthocheilonema viteae is the source of this 702-nucleotide messenger RNA. Lineage: Eukaryota; Metazoa; Nematoda; Chromadorea; Rhabditida; Onchocercidae. The record is from the annotation of a GenBank genome assembly.